AUGCAUAUUGUCUCUGAAUGCCUGGGGAAUGUAAUGCAAGUGCGCGUUGGUCCAGUUGCUGGGAGUCUCGUCAUUGCUGCUGGCAACAAUAACUCCAUCCCCAUUACACCAAGACUGGCCUCUCAAUGUGGAUUUAGUAUGAAGGAGGACAUCCAUGGGACUGUCAUGAUCUUUGCCUCUCUUCAAAAUUGCUUUGCCCAAAAUCAGGAGGAUGUAGCCUUUACUACAACACUCAAUAUUGACCUGCACAGGGAUCACGCUACACUUGAGCAGUAUAAAGUAGCUGAAACGUGUCAGUAUGCUGCCUGGGCUACACGGGAAAUCCUCUGUGACCGCAACUACAUGGAGGUGUCAGUGAGACGGACAACUCAGGAUGCCUAUGCCCUUCCCGAACAGCCCAUCUAUGGAAACAAGCCCAGUGACCAAGCUGCUCAUGCAGAGACAUGGCAUAGUGAUCCAGGAAUGAGAAUCAAAUCCAUUGUAUUCCACUCUACUGUGCACCAAGAGGUGGCUAUGACGGUACAUGAUGCCCAAGAAAGGGGCUACGGCAUUGCCCUCACCCCUACUCGACUAGUUCUGCGAAGUCCUAGUGAAACGCAUGAAACUUACUUUGAGGAUGUGGCAGGAGUGCCUAUGACUGUUCUGAGAACCUCUACUUUCUUUCAAAAGAAGUGGUCGGUUACCCAAAUUGAUGCACAGGCUGCUUGUCCAACACCAAAUGGUGGCGUUUACUUCACACCAAACAUGAUUACCUGGUACAUGCCAACUUUCAUCGACCCACUGAUCUCCUCAAAGAAAUUUAACCUGGUCGAGGUGCACAUGGGCAUUGAUGGCAGGAGACUUGAUGCUGCUCAGAUGGCUUCCAGACAGUACUCGAUGUCUGUCGGUGACAUAUACAUCACUAUUACAAUUCCAGUAGGAGCAGUUGGUGGCUACUUUAAGAGCUAUGUGUUAAAUGGUCAGUACUUCACCACCUACACCAUAGAGCCAAUGCUUGAGUUGGUAUGGACUGAAGGCUUGACUAAUGAGGACACAAGAUACAAAGUUCUUUUCCCCAUCACAACCCCAAUGGUGGAUGGGCCCAUACAAGUUAUUGACAACACGAUUCCUGAGGAAAAGAUUUUUAAGCUUUCACUUGGUCCAAUGAACCCUGAUGUGGUUCUUCUGAAUAUUACCUUCUCCAAUGUGGUGCUGUCUGUGCAUGACUUGCAAGCCAGAGGCUUUAACAUUCAGCAGCAUGACACCAAUAAUGGCUUAAAAAUCAUCACAUUUAAAGUGCCCUUCAAGGACUCAGUUGUCCAGCAAAUGGGAUACGAGCGCACUACUGUCUACGUGCUCCACUUCACCGUUGGUUUUGUGGUUGUGCCGGAGUUCUCUGUAUUUGCUCAAACUGCUUAUGUGGAGGCUGCAUUAGUGGACAUAGUUCCUCCAUCUGUCUCCGGUGACUGUGUUGAUGAGCGUUUCUUCCUCACUGUAAGAUAUGGAAGCCAAGGCUUCAACUUCCAAACCCUAAUUGGAAAUCGUAUGUUGACCUCAGCUCUGGCUGAGGAAUAUGGUGUGGUGGAGAACGGCACACACUUCAUCCUUUCAGUGCCUUAUACCUCCGUAGAUGCCGUGUUUGAGGGAGUUCACAGCUCUUCCAUCAGGGGCAGAAUUGACGUGGCUCUGAAGAAUCCCCUAACCAAUGAGACAAUUCAAGAUCUGUCACUGUCUUGCAGUUUUCCCACAAUACUAUCUGAAUGUCUCGCCAAUGGAACAAUGACUGCUCUGGCAGUGAAGUUGGAGUCUGUUCCAUAUCUGGACCCCAUGCAGUUGACCCUGAGAGACCAAACCUGUGGACCCACCAUUAGCAAUGACCGUUAUGCUUACUUCAUCUUCACCGGCAACUCCUGUGGAACCACCAGAAAGUUUCUGUCCAACGUCAUGGUGUAUGAGAAUGAAGUUUCCCUUCCAGAUGCCCUUGAACCAAAGGAUGAUUCCCCUGGUUAUGAGAUGAAAGUUUACUGUUACUACAAUGCUAAUUCUACACAAGCUGUGGCCUUCUUUGUGGACAAGCGCAAAAAUGAGCCCUACGUUGAAACUGGGAAAGGCAUGCUGCAAAUUGCACUGAGACUUGCUUUGGAUGGAUCCUACACUACCUUCCACAGAAAUGAGGACUACCCAAUAGCAAAGUACCUAAGGCAGCCUCUGUAUUUUGAGGUGGAACUGAAGUCUGCCAAUCCCCAAGUGGAGCUUGAACUAGAGAACUGCUGGGCAACACUCAGUGACCACAAAGACUCUUAUCCAAGAUGGAAUCUGAUCAUUAAUGGCUGUCCAAACCCAGUGGACCCCUACCCAGUGGUGUUCCAUCCUGUUUGGCCUGAUUCAAGAGUACAGUACCCUGCUCAUUUCAAGCGCUUUGAAGUCCACAUGUUUGCCUUUGCUACAGAUGAAGAUUUGAGUGGCCCGGUCUUUGUCCACUGUGAUGUGGUCAUCUGUGACUCCAAUAAUCAAAUGGGACUAUGCAACAGGCAGUGUUCAAACCAGGACGGCCCAUUAAAAGGUCAAAGACGGGCUGUUUCCAGUGAGCAGGACUUCAGAUACAUCUCAGCAGGACCCAUUGUACUACAGUAA
Lampris incognitus (smalleye Pacific opah) is the source of this 2613-nucleotide messenger RNA. RefSeq lists its product as uncharacterized. The transcript has 20 exons. Lineage: Eukaryota; Metazoa; Chordata; Actinopteri; Lampriformes; Lampridae. Bases 1 to 2613 code for a protein of 870 amino acids. The record is from RefSeq and is a predicted model, not a curated record.